Molecule: messenger RNA, 986 nt
Organism: Peromyscus leucopus (white-footed mouse)
Lineage: Eukaryota; Metazoa; Chordata; Mammalia; Rodentia; Cricetidae
Gene: Mrpl18
Product: mitochondrial ribosomal protein L18
Exons: 4
Coding region: 142-684 (180 amino acids)
Biological process (GO): translation
Cellular component (GO): mitochondrion; ribosome
Molecular function (GO): 5S rRNA binding; structural constituent of ribosome
Source: RefSeq, a predicted model, not a curated record
GUCCCGGAGACACCAAGGACCUGCUGGCAGCUGUAGCUUUUCCCUCAGUUAAUAUGGCUGCGGGCCGCUAGGCCUUCGCUCCGACAGCGGUGGGCAAGGGCAGGCAGGGCACGGGGAGGCUUUGCCGACGUCCCGCCAGCGAUGGCGCUUCAGCCGCGGUUCUGGAAGGGCCUGUCUGUUUGCAGGAACCUGGAGUGUGGGCUCGCAGCCCUCUCAACCAGUUCCACGCCCGCGAUUCAGCACGAAGUGGAGACGAAGGAAAACGAGGCUGUGGCCCCCGAGUUCAUCAACCGGAACCCUCGGAAUCUGGAGCUCUUAGGUGUAGCCAGGAAAGAACGGGGCUGGGCUACAGUGUGGCCCAGCCGGGAGUUCUGGCACAGGUUGCGAGUUAUAAAGACUCAGCAUCACGUAGAAGCACUGGUUGAGCACCAAAACGGCCAGGUGGUGGUUUCGGCAUCUACUCGUGAAUGGGCUAUUAAAAAACACCUUUACAAUACCAGAAACGUGGUGGCUUGUGAGAGCAUAGGACGUGUGUUGGCACGGCGCUGCCUAGAAGCAGGAAUCAACUUCAUGGUCUACCAGCCAACCCCUUGGGAGGCAUCCUCAGACUCGAUAAAGUGUUUACAGAAUGCCAUGACAGAGGGCGGUGUGGUGCUUCAGGAACCUCGGAGAAUCUAUGAAUGAAGUAGAAGCAUGAACUGCUUUGAAAGAAUAAACAUAAGACUAUCAGCUACUUGAGCCGUCCAAAGAAAGCAUCUGCCUCUGAAAACAGAGAAAAGCAUUUGGAAGGAAAACCAGACUGAAAGCUUCAUAGCAAUAAUGUAACAGUGGAAAAUUUUUUAAAGUGAGCCUCUUCCCACUUCUUUGUGCUUGUGUGGUUUUAUUUUAAUUGAGGACUAAACUUGCCCUCUUUCGUGGACAUCAGUACUUAAAAGCAGUUACACCCAUUUGAAGAGCAAAUUAAAACAUUUAUAACGAACUCUGAA